GGAAUUUAUACCAUGCCCACUUGCCUGAAAAGAAUUGGUGGACCUCUGCAAUUCAGACUCAUCUUCUUCAUAACCUGCAUUUUCACCAUUAAAUACACCUCCAUGCGCCUCACCGUGCAUGCAUAGAUUUGGUUCCUUUCUUUCAACGCCAUUCUACCUCUUGAUAAUCCAAAUUUAGAGUCUCAGAUCAUCUUAACACUGCUAUUGCUUUGAUGGCAUCAAAGAGAAUUUUGAAGGAACUCAAAGACCUGCAGAGAGAUCCACCAACUUCAUGCAGUGCAGGUCCCGUGGCUGAGGAUAUGUUCCACUGGCAAGCAACCAUCAUUGGUCCAAAUGAUAGUCCCUAUGCUGGAGGCGUUUUCCUUGUGACAAUUCACUUCCCCCCUGAUUAUCCUUUCAAACCCCCAAAGGUUGCUUUCAGAACCAAAGUUUUCCAUCCAAAUAUUAACAGCAAUGGGAACAUUUGCUUGGACAUUCUCAAGGAGCAAUGGAGCCCUGCACUCACCAUAUCUAAGGUUUUGCUGUCCAUAUGUUCACUACUAACAGACCCAAAUCCUGAUGAUCCACUUGUUCCCGAGAUUGCUCAUUUGUGCAAGAGUGACAAAGUCAAGUAUGAAUCAGCUGCUCGGAGCUGGACCCAAAAGUAUGCCAUGGGCUAGAGCUUAAACCCUGACAUAUACCAAGAUUUUACUCUUUCCUUCUCUGUCUGUAGGUUUUUCCAUCAUUUUGCUCAGCUAUUAAUCGGACUCAAGUUUGCUAUAUUACAUGAAGUAGUAUACCGAGGUCAGGACUUGUGUAAUCUGAAAGUCUCAUCUCAGAAUAAAUGCUUGACCACUUUGGUUUUGUACUUAAUCCUGAUAAAUUUCAAGUUUGGUUUGCAUUUAAAUAA
Molecule: messenger RNA, 889 nt
Organism: Mangifera indica (mango)
Lineage: Eukaryota; Viridiplantae; Streptophyta; Magnoliopsida; Sapindales; Anacardiaceae
Product: ubiquitin-conjugating enzyme E2 28-like
Exons: 4
Coding region: 213-659 (148 amino acids)
Biological process (GO): protein polyubiquitination
Cellular component (GO): nucleus
Molecular function (GO): ubiquitin conjugating enzyme activity
Source: RefSeq, a predicted model, not a curated record